Messenger RNA from Fundulus heteroclitus (mummichog), 6079 nucleotides. RefSeq names its product phospholipase A2, group IVAb (cytosolic, calcium-dependent) (gene pla2g4ab). The transcript is spliced from 19 exons. Gene Ontology annotation, cellular component: Golgi apparatus; endoplasmic reticulum; cytosol. The record is from RefSeq and is a predicted model, not a curated record. Bases 398 to 2647 code for a protein of 749 amino acids. Gene Ontology annotation, molecular function: calcium-dependent phospholipid binding; calcium ion binding. Lineage: Eukaryota; Metazoa; Chordata; Actinopteri; Cyprinodontiformes; Fundulidae. Gene Ontology annotation, biological process: glycerophospholipid catabolic process.
ACGUGCACUGGUGGAAUUACAAGCACUUUUUCCUGCUGAGUCAACCUUUGGCUUAUUUAUUCUGGAGUUUCCACUCAUCUUUGCCAAAUUAGUAUUUUUCCUUGAGUUUUUUUUCUCUCUCAGUUGAACUAAGUUUUAAUCAGUCGCUUGAGUUUUUUUUUUCUCUCUAUCUGUCGCUUAACUCUUCCCGACUACCGGGUGCCGAGAAGCGCCUCCUCCUCCAUCUCCAUUCCUGCACUGCGAUAUGAUAGCGCAACAUAACACAUUUAAAUGGAGUUAUAAGUUGAAACGCGGUCUUAUUCAGACUAACUGCAUCAGUUUGUGACUGAGACAUUCACCUGACUGAAAGUUUGCAUCGCGCCGAGGGCUUCCUGAGAAAUACUCUGCAAAUACUGCAAUGGCUUCCAGUAUAAUCGUGGAACAUCAAAUUUCUCACAAAUUCACUGUGACAGUGGUUCGUGCUGAAAAUGUUACCAAAGGAGCACUGGGGGACUUAUUGGAUACUCCAGAUCCAUAUGUGGAGUUGUUCAUCCCAACGGCCCCGGAGAGCAGGAAGAGGACUAAGCACAUAGACAAUGAUAUCAACCCAAAAUGGAACGAAACGUUUAAUUUUAUUUUAGACCCCAACCAGAAUAAUGUCCUGGAGCUAACGUUAAUGGAUGCCAAUUAUGUGAUGGAUGAGACACUUGGGACGGCAUCCUUUGAGAUCUGCAACCUCAAAGUGGGACAGAAAACGCUGGAAAUUUUCAGUUUUGGAAAAGCAACCAAAGUACACUUGGAGAUGACAGUGGAAAUCUGCACAAAUUUGGACCUAAGGUUUAGCCUGGCCCUUUGUGACAAAGAGAAGCAGUUCAGAAACUCCCGCAGAGACAGAGUGAUGCUUGGCAUUAAGAAGCUCCUUGACAUGGAGAAGCCUCGUUUCCUCCCCAGCUCUCCGGUGGAGGUUCCAGUGAUAGCCAUAGCUGGCUCCGGAGGGGGUUUCCGUGCAAUGGUUGGGUUUUCUGGAGUGAUGAAAGCCCUGUUUGAGUCUGGAGUCUUGGACUGUGCCACAUACAUUGCAGGCCUCUCUGGAUCCACAUGGUACAUGUCCACACUCUACUCACAUCCUGACUUUCCAGACAAGGGUCCAAAGGACAUCAACAAUGAGCUGAUGAAGAGGGUCAGCAGUAACCCACUCCGGCUGCUGCUGCCCCAGCACAUCACCAACUAUAUCCAGGCUCUGUGGACCAAAAAGGCAUCGGGGCAGCCAGUUACGUUUACCGAUAUUUUCGGUAUGCUCAUAGGAGAGACGCUUAUACCUGCGAGGAUGGAUAUCAAGCUAAGUAAAAUCCAGGACAAAAUCAACCAGGCCCAGAGCCCUCUACCUCUCUUCACAUGUUUACACGUCAAGCCAGAUGUUUCCGAGCUCAUGUUUGCAGACUGGGUGGAGUUCAGCCCGUAUGAAAUCGGAAUGGCAAAGUACGGUACUUUCAUGACGCCUGACCUGUUUGGAAGCAAGUUCUUCAUGGGGUCUGUCGUGAGGAAGUAUGAGGAGAACCCUCUUCAUUUUCUGAUGGGUGUGUGGGGAAGUGCCUUCUCCAUUCUGUUCAAUCGAGUGCUGGGAGUCAAGGACACAGUCGGAGGCAGCACCAUGGAGGAGGAGUUAGAGCAUAUCAAACCCCAGCACAUCGUUGGAGAAGACAGCCUUGACAAUGACGAUGAACCUAGAAAGGGUGGAACAGAAAACCAGGAAGCAGAGGACGAGUUUCACCGCACUGCUCAGGCCAGCUGGGUUCAGCGCAUGUUCACUUCGCUCUUUAGUGACUCUGCCCUGUUCAAUACAAGAGAAGGUCGGGCUGGGAAGGUGCAUAACUUCAUGCUGGGCCUUAACCUGAACACCACCUACCCCCUCUCUCCUGUAACCGAAAUACCUUAUUCCCAACAACCUCCUGAGGAGGAAGUAGAUGCUGUAACAGAUCCAGACGAGUUUGAUCGCAUCUAUGAACCUCUGGACGUGAAGAGUAAGAAGAUCCAUGUUGUAGACAGCGGCCUGACCUACAACCUUCCCUACCCACUCCUCCUGCGGCCUCAGCGCGGCGUUGACCUCAUCAUCUCAUUUGAUUUUUCUGCUCGACCGAGCGACUCCAGCCCUCCAUUCAAGGAGCUGCUGCUGGCAGAAAAAUGGGCCAGAAUGAACAAGCUCCCGUUCCCUAAGAUUGACCCUAAAGUGUUUGACCGUGAGGGUCUGAAGGAAUGCUACGUCUUUAAACCCAGGAAGGGAGAGAAGAACUGUCCAACUGUGAUCCACUUUGUCUUGGUCAACAUUAACUUCAGGCAAUUCAAAGCCCCCGGGGUUCCCAGAGAAACUGAGAAGGAGAAGGAGAUGGCAGAUUUUGACAUCUUUGACGAUCCGGAGUCACCAUUUUCCACUUUCAACUUCCAGUACUCCAACGAGGCUUUUACCCGGCUUCAUGACCUGAUGGAGUUCAACACCCUAAACAACCUUGAGGUUAUUAAAGAGGCCAUCAAGGACUGCAUUUUGGCACGGAAGGAGUGUCCCGCAAGCCUCUCCGCUACCUUCUCCCUCAGCGAGAUCCCGAAAAAGAAGUUUUCCCAAAGAGGUUCAGACUCAAAACCCUAUAAUCUCCUCGCAAAUGACCCCCAGUAGUUCCAGGAUAAGACUACGGAUAAACAGACUUCAUAAAUAUACUUGUAUCCUGAUCUACAGGAUGGCUUGAGGCAAGACUUGAGAAAAGUGUCAUUUUUUUAUGGAAGCUUCCUGGUGAAAGCUUUGUGAUUGCACUCCCUUGCAGCAGCAUCCUAAUCUGGUUUUAUGUUCAUACAUGGUUUAUGUAUGAACAUAAAACAGUUUUAUUGUUUCAACUCAACAGUCAAUGUUGUUGGGGAGAUCUCUUCCCUGGUUUUAAUGCCCACCGAUGAUCUCAAACCAUGCAUCUUUUUUUUUUAAAUCUUUUCCUUCAUUUUUACUGCAUCUUAUAUUUCUGGCAAAGUUUCAACACUGCCAAUCCUUUGCGGUGCAUAUUUUUGUCUUUAGGCCACACCAGAACUUCAUUUGCAUCUUUCCAGAGAAGUUAUUUGGCAUCCUGCCGCUUGUAAAUUCUGCUGUCAUCGUUCCAUUUAGAAGCCUCAUUUAUGAUUUACCGUUUUUGUGGGCUGAACUCCUUUCGAACCGAAUGUGUGGCUACAGAUCCUGUAAAUGUUUUGUUUGUUGUUUUUUUUGUAUUUUUGUUACAUAUUUUGUUUCCAGUCAUAGAGUUGUCUUGACUUGUAAUCGUGUGUAAAAACGUUGACGAGGAGCUCAUAACUUUUUCUUGUGUUUGAUGGUAUCUCUUAAACACGCAACCCGCACCCCCUCUGGAUAUUUCAAACAUUUAGAGGAUGUUUACCCACCUACGUAGUGGGAGCACUCCCUGCUGCCCGGAAGGGAGUGUCAAAUUAAACCCACCAUUUUGGAAAAAACAAAAUCCGUUGCCUUAGUAACAUCUUCUUCUUCUUUUUUUUUCCAUCUCAGUGUCAGGGUAAAGAUGUUUUUAUUCACCUGACCAUUUUACGUAAAGAUACAGACCAUCUCUAGCUCCCAAAAGAAAACAAAAAAAAAACUGCACCGCUGGACUUUAAACUUUGGAGCGGUGUAUGCAAUUAAAAGAUCUGAUCGCAUCUUUUACAACUCUCUCUCUAUAGCACCGGGUGGAAUUUUACACACUACACCUACACCUGGAGCAAUAAAGGCCUGGAAUCUGACACACUACACCUAAUGCCUGCAGGGGCCUGAAAGGCUGCGCACACGGAGGGGAGGAAUUUUUCAGCGAGGCACCUCCAAGCUCCCCGCGCUCGCGUGUUAGCCGUGGCCGUUUGGAAACAAACUGAGACGACGCAUGAAGGGCAGAGUCACGCUUCAGGGGAUGCGUGAUCAGAGAAUUGUUUCUUUUUUUUAAUAUAAUUUCUAGACAAUUUGUGUCUUUCUUUUACUUAAUUUAUGUUUUUAAAAGUUCUGCGUGUUUGUUAAAGAAAUGAAUGACUUUUUUUGGGGGAAAAUCUUUCAUUCACUUUCUCAUAUAGAUUCAGACGACCUUUCGUAGGUCUAGUGCCUUUGAGGAGUCUUUGAACUGUAAAACGUAAUCUGGGACUGCUUCUGCUUUGAACUGUAAAACUGGGGGGUCUUUUCAACAUAAAGUAGUAAAGUGAAAUAGAAGGAAACUUAUACAUGUGUUUUCAGCUUUUCUACAAAAAAAAAGUAAAACUGUGCUGUGUAUUUUUAUUCAACCCACCUGAUGUAAUAUCUGGUAGUACCUAUCAUUGCUGUGUUACAUCUGUAACUCUUUUGGUGUUUUCCUUUGUUACCUUUGAUAGACUUUUCACACCUAGAGAUUGGAUCUAGAGUAUCCGUGAAAAUCAUUUUUCAAAUCUUGCUACAGAUUCAAUUAGAUUUAGAUCUGGGCUUUGACUAGACCAUUCCAAGAUAUGAAUAUCUUUUGAUCUGAGCAUGAGCACUGGGUGUAUGUUUAAGGUUAUCGUCCUGCUAAAAAAUGAACCUCCACCCUGAUCGCAUGUAUUUUGCAGCAUCUAAACCGAUUUUCUUCCUGGAUUGCCCCACCUUUAUGUCCAUCUGUUAUCCCAUCCAUUCUUACUAACUUUCCGGUCCCAGCUGAAGAAAAGCAUCCCUACAGCAUGAUGCUGGUGGGUUUAGGCAUACUUUUUUUUUUCCACACUUAGUGUCUUGCAUGCAGGCUAGAGAAUUAGGUUGUGGUCUCAUCUGACCAGAACGUCCUCUUUCACGUGUUUGCUUCGUCUCCUGCAUGACUUGUGGGAAACUGCAAAGAAGAUUUCUUAUGGCUUUCAUCUUGCAUCUAUUCCAUGCCGGAUUUGUGGAGUCAAUGACUGAUAGUUGUGCAUUUAACAGAGGCUCCUGCCUCAGCUGUGGAUUUCUGCAGCUCCUCCAGAGUUACCAUUGCUCUGUAUGGUGUACAAGGAUGUUUUUUUUUAAUAACCUAUGGUCUGAAUGCUGUAUUCCUAGGUCUUCAUUACGUUAUUUGUUCACUAAUGUUCUCUAACUAACCUCAGAUGGCUUCACAGAACACCUGCAUGUCUAAUGAGAUUAUAUUUACACGAUAACUACUAAUUAGAUGACUUCUGAAACCAAUAAGUAAAGGUCGAUAUUACUUAGCGGUAACGUAGUAAUGGGGCUGAAUACUUAUGCAUACAUCUAGAUUUUUUAUUUGUAAAUUAAUGUUUUUUUUCCGCAGUUUUGUGCUACUUUGUGUUCCAAUAAAAUACGUUGUGGUUUGUAUUGUAUUGGGACAAAACACUUUUGCGAGGCACUGUGGAUCAUCAACAGCUUAUGCAGUGCAGAGACUGGAACUAGGGUUAAACGUUGGCUUUAAAACUGUACAAAUCCAGAUAUGUUCAUAGUUAAUUACUAGACUGAGCCGACUGGUAGCGUUUUAACCACAGAAACCCUUUAAGCUUUUUAUACUGGAAACUUUUAGUUAUCUUGCAAUGAAGAGCAUUCUUGAGAUUAUUUUAGACCAAUUUCGACAAUUCAAUGGCCAUAAAUAUUUAUGAAAAUAUGUUAACGCUCAGUAUUUCUUAUUAAUGAACUCCAGAUGGAAAACUAUGACUUUGACUAAAAACUAUCAUAUAAAGGAAUAUUAUAAUCUCAGUAUUUCUUUUUUCUUUUUUUAAGCAAAACUCUCCUGUCUCUUUUUAUCCUGCUUUAUCCACUAUCUUCUACGAUUAUGUAUAAGAAAGUAAAUAGGGGAACUUCCUCAAUGUAAUCUCACAGCAAUAAUACAUUUUAAGAUAUUUUCUGAACUUUGUAAAACUAUUUUAAUAACAUUUUCUAUCUGCUUAAAGCAGGAUUUAAAUGAGUGUUGUGACAGUUUUUGUUUUUGGAUAUUUUAAGAUAUUUUGACAACGUUUACAUGUAACAAGCUGAAAGGUCAGUUCUGCAAAUUGAGAUAUGCACAUUUAUACUCCUGUGAUCGUUAAACUGUAUUAUAACUGGCAAGGCAUGAUAUGCUAAACUGUUGUGUUUGUGGGGAAAGGACAGUAAUAAAAGAGAGAAUUCAAAUGUCUCAAU